UGUAAAUUUAUUUCACCUCAGAGAGUAAACAGAUAUAUUGGAGCCCCAAGGGUUCAUGGGUAGCGUAUUUACAAAGGAGCCUCCUCCGCCAGCCCGUGCCACCGCUGCUAAUGAGAGCGGUCAUUAAGUAAAUGAGACAUCGCCUUUAGCUGGCUUAGGAGUUCGCACACUGAGGGGAGAAGAUAUUUAAUUGAAACCCACACACAGGCUUCCCCACACGUGACUGCGGUGAGGGAGGCAGCUGCCUUCCCCUCCCCCGUCCUCCCCCCACACCCCCCCCAUGUAAAUUUCAUGAUUGCUUUCCGUGAUGUCAUUUUGAAAGAGGACAGACAAUAGCUGUGGGGAAAGAAAAUGAGUUCCGGGGCAAACUUCUGACCCAGAGGUGGACACAGGAAGACAAGACCAGCAGCUGCAGAACUGAGAAACAUUUCCUGUGCAGAUAUAACAAGGACCCUCAGAGACCACAGGUGCAGACCUCAGGUAAGAAAGUUUUUCUGUUUGCAUGAGCAUUGCUCACUACCUGCUGGCAUGUAACGUUGGAGUUGUUAUAAAUUUCCCACAAACUCCUGUUUUCCCUGAGGAAACAGCUUUUCCUGUGACAUAUCUUGCUAUCUGCAUCCAAUUGUGUUUUUCUUCAGCUCCAAAUUGGCCCUGCCAUAGGUGACCCUCACACUGUUCUCCACUAGAAUUUAGACAAUCACCAUGGUCCUCAAAAACAGCAACAAGGUUCUUUUGGUGAUUUUUGUAGACAGUACUAUUCACUUGUAUAUCUACAUGUUUGCUGUCCACAGAACCAUGUGGAGAUGAUCUAUAGUAUGCAUGGCUCACAUUGGCUGACACACACAGGCUGUGGUGGGAGCAUUCUUAUUUUUUGAGACAGAGUCUCAUUAUGUAGUCCUGGAUGAUCUGAAGCUUGCUGUACAGACCAGGACGGUCUCAAACUUACAAAGACCUGCCUGCCUCUGCUUCCCAAGUGCUGUGAUUAAAGGUGUGUGACACAAUCUCUGGAUAUGGGAGUAUUUAUAUCUUACUGGCACAUAUUCUUUUCCUUCUCAAGAGCCUGUUUACCAGGACAGCAUAGCUCUAAUCUGAUAAGCAGACAAGACCUAUGUUUGUGUAGGAGCUCACACUGUGGAAUGUCAGAAUAGAGACUGUGACUCACAAGGGUCUUGCUGUUAUGGUUUGAGAGAAGAAUAUCAUGUAUGUACAAAUCAUGUAAGCCCAUUUGAAUGCAGCCCACUAUGUGGGACUCUUCAUAGAUGGUGGAUUUAUGCCUCAUUGGCUCAGAAUUCCUCAUCUUGCAGUACUCUUACACUUGGGCUAUCCCAUAGCUUAGGCAGAGUUCUUAGAAGGGCAUUUGUUCUCUGGGAGGCUGAAGGAUGGUUGUUAAAAGGUUAUCUGAAGAACUUGGACUAGAGCAAGCAGGAUCCAGUGAGGUCUCUUGGCCUUCUAUAAAUUUUCCUGUUUACUGAAUUUAACACUAGUUCUUAGGAGAAGAAAUAGAUUUAAUGCUUUUCCUUCAGCAUCCUUGGAAGAACUGACAUAUACUCCAGUUUGUAUUUUGGUAGAGUCCAACACCCAUUACAGGAUAUCAGAGAGGUUCUGUUGAGGUAGGAGUUAAGGAAGGGCUGGGAUCAGUAUCUUAGAGACACAUCAGUGGGCUGGUUAGGGUUGCCCUAAAUGUACCUUACAGCUCAACCUUUCUUCAUCUGGGAUCCUUCUUCUUUGAGCCAUAGCCAGCUCUUGCUCAGAGGACAGGUGAGUUCAAGACUCCUAACCCCCAUGUUUGGGAAGGAAUCAAUCCCUUAAAAGGGGAGAAGUUAGAGCAUGGUGCUCCAACCUGGGAUUUAGAUUGUCUCCAAAACUGGGUUCCUAGAUGCCUGUGGUUUGUGUUUAGACCCUUUAGAGCUGCUUCUAAAAUGCCUAUUGAGAGGUGGCCAUCAGCCAGCCCUCGGCUCUUCACCUGCUCCAUCUCCUAUGUCUCUGAUCUUGGUUUUAGUUACAUAGGCUCCAAGACCAGACUUGAGGAUUCAAGGACUUUACUUUUGAGUGCUUAUGAGCAUACACAAGCAUCUAUGUCUGCUUGUGAACUCCUAUGAUUGCCUAAGAGCACACCUAUGACUAUAUGAGCAUACAUGGGCACCAAGUGUCAGAGGAGGGAUCACUUUGACUUUGGCUUUUCUCCUACUAUGUAGAGGAGACUCAGGAGGCCUGGAGUCCUUAUCAAUCACUUACUUCUGUCCAACUCUAGGAGUUUGGAGGCAUUAGUAGAUGAUAGUGCACAUGAAUCCUCAGUGUGAUCUAAGCACUCACAUGUGCUCAUAGAUGGUCAAAGAUUCUUACAUAUUCUUAUAAGGGGGCAUUGAUGCUAGUGCAUACUCCUAGGUGCUCUUAUGUCCUCACAGAUUACUCUGGGAGGCUUAAGACUAAUAUCUGCUCCCAUUACAAUAUCUGGAGGCCCUGGCUGGAUCUCAUGUCACUCUGCUUGAUGUUUCCUGUUUCUAUGUCUAAGGAGUUUCCAGUUUCUAUCCAGAUGGUCUUGCCAGCUUCAUGUACUUGGGCUCAGAGCUGGGUGGGAAGGUACAGGCCCACAUGACUGGGGAUCUUUUCUGUACUUUUCUGAGUUAGGUACCAGAGUAACUUGGAGCAAGUGAAACAGGGACAGUGCCAGUGUCCUACAGGCCUACACAGCAGCUGUUGCCUAAUUGUCCAAUUAACUAAGUAAGUAAUCGACUAGUUGGGACCUCAGCUUCAAAUCCCAGCAACAAGGAAUUGUUUGUGAAGUCUCAAAGCUAGUUCUUGAGAGAGUGAAAGCAAAUGUGAGCUGGAUUUUACAACAGGCUGGCCAGGGAUAGCAAUAAUCCCCCAUCUGGAAAAUAAAAUACCUUUUGCUUUUUCUUCCUGGAAACUAUCAGGGGGUAUCCAUACAGAGGUGGGGUGGCCCCUUCCAUAGGUCCUAAGAGCCACUCCCUUUCUGCCUUCCUGUGCAGACUUUGGUAAGAUGUGCCAUUUUUUAGGAGAACCAAUACUGAUCCCAGAUAGGAACUGUGGUCCACAAUGGCAAUUCUGUUGGAAAUGGGCUAUUUGUCUCUACGUUGGAGCAGAUUUAGUUCCCCAACAAGGGGCUGAGGUCUUAUACACUCCCCCCCACAGCCUCAUAGACCAUCUUGCUGGUCUACAGUACCAUGAAUUAGUAGCAGCUUCUUGAACCGACAGAACUCUGAGCUAUGGUGGAACCUUGCCUUUCAUACCACAUAGAGGUACUUGCCCCUAUAGCUGUACUAACCUGAGUGGUCAGUGUUAGUGCUCAUGUUUAGAAGUUUUUAUUGGUUUUGUAAUGUUGAUAGCUAAAGGUGAGGAACUCCAGAAGGUCUCACUCCCAUCCUCUCGUACUUAUCAUUUUGGAAUGGCUGACUUUCUCAGUACAGCCAACAAGUUUUCUACCAAGCAGGAUAGGCAUCUCUUAGUGCAUUAGCCCCCUGGUUUCCUUUCCUAUGUGGAAGCAGAGACCCUCACCAGGCAGGGAGUACUAGAGCAGGGUCACUCCUAUGUGCUGUGGUUCUGGCUUGGGCCACACUCUCCUUCUUGAUUGGCAGCCCUAGUCCUGUUUCGUAGAAAGGGAGUACAAACUAUAGGCCUGGAUGCCGAGGCAUCACAGCACCAGUGAUGAACAUGAAGAAGUCCAAUUUCUGUGCUCUGGACUUGGGCCAGACAAGCCAUGAGUCCCUUUUAGAGAGGGGUACUUGCAUCCCAAGUCCCCUGAAAGCCUGGUGGAAGCUGAUAGAAUGUCUGCUGUGGGAAAAUGAACCCAUCCAGUAGAUGCCUUAAUCUUAUAUGUACAGAUCUUUAAUUAGACACAUUCAUAAAGUUGUAACUAGUUAUUAAUUUUUUAAAUGAGCUGAGUUAUUUCACUAAUUUUUAGCAAAUUGCCAGUGUCCACCUUGAGAUGAGUCAUUCAGAGAGCCUUUCUUGCUCUUCAGGGUGAGACCCAGGUUUCAAAAUCUAAGGUGAUCUCUCCUGCUUUUCCCUCCAGCUGUCCUACCCCAGGAUGUACUGGUUCAGGACAUGUGCGGGGCAAGUACUCCAGACAUCGAAGCUUACAGAGUUGCCCUCUGGCCAAGAAGAGAAAACUGGAGGAUGCUGAGGCUGAGCACCUGGUAUCCAAGAGGAAGUCACACCCUCUGAGGCUGGCUCUGGAUGAAGGCUACCGAAUGGACAGUGAUGGCAGUGAGGAUGCUGAGGUGAAGGACGCCUCUGUUUCGGAUGAAUCAGAAGGACCCCUGGAGGAGGCUGAGGCUGAGAUGUCAGGACAGGAGGAGAUUCAUCACCCCCAGCCAGCUGAAGGAAAAAAUCUCAUCAAACCCCAUUUUGGAUCCACCUCCACAAGCAGCCCUUCUGGCUUCUCCAAGGGCAGCUACAGCAGCUACCAGGGAAUCAUUGCAACUUCCCUUCUAAAUCUGGGCCAAAUUGCUGAAGAGACUCUUGUGCAGGAGGACUCAGUCCCAGUAGCUAAGUUGGGCCCCACUGUUGUUCAUCAGCUUCAGGAUGAGGCUGCAAGGGGGGCCACCAAUGAUGAAGGUGAAAAGGACCUCUUUAUACAGCCAGAGGAUGUGGAGGAGGUCAUUGAAGUCACCAGUGAACGUUCCCAGGAGCCAUGCCCCCAGUCUCUGGAGGAUAUGGUUAGUGAAGAGUCAAGCAAGCAGAAAGGUGUUCUAGGUCAUGAAGAGGAGGGAGAGGAUGAUGAGGAUGAAGAUGAAGAAGAGGAGGAGGAAGAGGAGGAAGGAGAGGAGGUAGAGGAGGAAGAGGAAGAGGAAGAAGAGGAGGAAGAAGAGGAGGAAGAGGACGAGGACGAAGAGGAGGAAGAGGAGGACGAGGGGGAAGCAACUCCAAAUGUGAUCUUUGGGGAAGACACCUCCCAUACCUCUGCCCAGAAAGCUUCCCCUGAGUUCCGAGGCCCAGAGCUAUCCAGUCCCAAGCCUGAGUAUUCAGUCAUUGUGGAGGUCCGUUCUGAUGAUGACAAGGAUGAAGACUCACACUCCCAGAAGUCAGCGGUCACCGAUGAAUCAGAGAUGUAUGACAUGAUGACCCGUGGGAAUCUGGGCCUUCUGGAGCAGGCCAUCGCCUUGAAGGCUGAGCAGGUGCGGGCUGUCUGUGAGCCAGGAUGCCUGCCUGCUGAGCAGGGCCAUCUAGGCCCAGGAGAGCCAGGGAAGGUGGCAAAGCCCCUGGACGUGGUGAGGAAGAGCUGCUACAGCAAAGAUCCUUCCAGGGUGGAGAAGCGUGAAAUCAAGUGUCCGACACCUGGCUGUGAUGGCACUGGCCAUGUUACUGGGUUGUACCCUCAUCACCGCAGCCUGUCUGGAUGUCCCCACAAGGAUAGAAUCCCUCCAGAGAUCUUGGCCAUGCAUGAAAAUGUGCUGAAGUGCCCCACUCCUGGCUGCACGGGCCAAGGCCAUGUGAACAGCAAUCGCAAUACCCACAGAAGUUUGUCUGGGUGUCCCAUUGCUGCUGCUGAAAAAUUAGCCAAAUCUCAUGAGAAGCAGCAACUGCAGACAGGAGAUCCUCCCAAAAAUAACUCCAAUUCAGAUCGGAUCCUCAGGCCCAUGUGUUUUGUGAAGCAGCUUGAGGUUCCUCCUUAUGGGAGCUACCGGCCCAGUGUGGCUCCCACCACGCCCAGGGCCAACUUGGCCAAGGAGCUGGAGAAGUUCUCCAAAGUCACCUUUGACUACGCAAGUUUUGAUGCUCAGGUUUUUGGCAAACGUAUGCUUGCCCCAAAGAUUCAGACCAGCGAAACCUCACCCAAAGCCUUUCAAUGCUUCGAUUACUCUCACGACGCUGAGGCUGCACACAUGGCUGCCACUGCCAUCCUGAACCUCUCCACUAGAUGCUGGGAGAUGCCAGAGAACCUCAGCACAAAGCCACAGGACCUCCCUAGCAAGGCUGUGGACAUUGAGGUAGAUGAAAAUGGAACUCUGGAUUUGAGCAUGCAUAAACAUCGCAAGCGGGAAAACAACACUUUUCCCAGCAGUAGCAGCUGCAGUAGCAGCCCUGGAGUCAAGUCUCCUGAUGUCUCUCAGCGCCAGAGCACUGCCAGUGCCCCCAGCAGCUCCAUGACCUCACCCCAGUCCAGCCAGGCCUCCCGCCAGGAUGAGUGGGACCGUCCCCUAGACUACACCAAACCUAGUCGCCUUCGAGAGGAAGAGCCUGAGGAGUCAGAGCCAGCAGCACAUUCUUUUGCUUCUUCUGAAGCAGAUGAUCAGGAGGUGUCAGAAGAGAACUUUGAGGAGCGGAAGUACCCAGGGGAAGUCACCCUGACCAACUUUAAGCUGAAGUUUCUCUCCAAGGACAUAAAGAAGGAGCUUCUCACCUGUCCCACCCCUGGCUGUGACGGCAGUGGUCAUAUCACCGGGAACUAUGCCUCCCAUCGCAGCCUCUCUGGUUGCCCUCUUGCUGACAAGAGCCUCAGAAACCUCAUGGCUGCCCACUCUGCUGACCUCAAGUGCCCCACACCUGGCUGUGAUGGCUCUGGCCACAUAACAGGGAACUAUGCUUCACACCGGAGUUUGUCAGGCUGCCCACGUGCCAAGAAGAGCGGACUCAAGGUGGCGCCUACCAAGGAUGACAAGGAGGACCCUGAGUUGAUGAAGUGCCCAGUUCCAGGCUGUGUGGGACUCGGCCAUAUCAGCGGCAAAUAUGCCUCUCACAGGAGUGCUUCUGGCUGCCCGCUGGCUGCUCGGAGGCAGAAAGAGGGAGCUCUCAAUGGUUCAACUUUCUCCUGGAAGUCACUGAAGAAUGAAGGCCCUACUUGCCCAACCCCAGGCUGUGAUGGCUCUGGCCAUGCCAAUGGCAGUUUCCUCACCCACCGGAGUUUAUCUGGAUGUCCCAGAGCAACCUUUGCUGGAAAGAAAGGAAAACUCUCAGGUGAUGAGAUUCUCAGCCCAAAGUUCAAGACAAGUGAUGUGCUGGAGAAUGAUGAGGAGAUCAAGCAGCUGAAUCAGGAGAUACGAGACCUAAAUGAGUCCAAUUCAGAGAUGGAGGCUGCCAUGGUACAGCUGCAGUCCCAGAUCUCUUCCAUGGAGAAGAACCUGAAGAACAUUGAGGAGGAGAACAAGCUCAUUGAGGAGCAGAAUGAGGCCCUGUUUCUGGAACUGUCCGGGCUGAGCCAGGCCCUCAUCCAAAGUCUUGCCAAUAUCCGCCUUCCACACAUGGAGCCAAUAUGUGAACAGAAUUUUGAUGCCUAUGUGAACACCCUCACUGACAUGUACUCCAAUCAGGACUGCUACCAGAACCCGGAGAACAAAGGCCUUCUGGAAACGAUCAAGCAAGCUGUGAGGGGCAUUCAGGUUUAGGCUGCACUUUGCAGAGAAGUCCCUGCUCUGCUCCUCACAGUGGGGACUUCUAACUUACAGCUACUUCUAAUUGGCAGUCUGGAUAGAGCCUUGGGCAGCUUACCCAAAGGGGAGCCUGGAAAUCAGUGUCUCCUAUGAUGUCCCCAUUAGGCCCAGGCAUAAAGACCUAUGUGAGUGCCUGGGGAUACUGAAGUAUUACAAAGUGAUUUAUUUUUGUUUUUUGAAAGAAAUCUGAAGAGCAGCUCAAAGUCUCCAGUGGAAGCUCAUGGACAAGGUUCUCAGGGAAGUUUUGGAGUUUGCAGCCACAGUAUUCCAUUGUCUGUUGAGGCUGGGAGGGCAGCCAUGGACUUGGUGGGUGUUAGUCUCAGCAGGAGGGCAUACCUAGGCUUUUGGCUAUGCUCACUGAUGCCCACGUGGCAAGCAUGUUUUGUGUUUUCAUUUAAUUCAGCUUUGUGUUAAAGGUGCACAAUGCUCUGCUUCAGAGGUGAAUCUAGGAACAGGCCUUCCAGAUGGCAGUCUACACAGUUGAUGAGCAUCAUAGAAAGUCAGCUGAAGGUAUUUUUCACUUGGAGGCCCUGAAAAUCAGCCACUUGCCUGGGCAGCAGAUACCUGUAGGUCAUGCAGACCUGCUUCCUCCUGGCUCCAGUCUUUAAACCCCUGGCCUGGGCUCUAAGUCCAGGAACGCUGGGCCAGGCCUCUGGUGUCUGUACUUCCACCCAGGUGCUAGACCCAUCAUUAUUAUCUUUUCCUGUGUAGGCUUGCUCUCUGUAUCCAAGGUGACUCAGGUGGGGACAGUGAGAUCAGAGGUAAUUGUUAAUGAGAGACCACCAAUAUUUCACUUCUUUUUAGAUCCAUUCAAGAUGUGAAAAGGGUAAAUUUUAAUUUAAUGUGUUAAAAACACAAUGUUCUUACUGUGUAAAUAGAGUCCAAGUCAAUUGUGACUGCAAUUCCAAAUUAGUAUUUAAAAGUAGAGAAAUUGCACUUCCUGGAAGACACUGAAAGUAGCUAGUUUAUUCUGUAAAUUAUUUAAUUUUGUCAUGAUAUAAGUAUUUAUAUUCAUACCCUCUUAUGUUAAUGUCUUGUAUUUAUUAUUUUUAUUUAUUAAUUUUAUACUAUUUCAACUAGACUACACACUAGGGCACCAUAAGAGUUACAUAAGUUAAAUCAAAACAAAAACAUUUAUUUGACUAUAAGAUAGCCCACAAAGAAUCUUGAUAUAACUCCUAGUUAUAAUUUUGAUGCAACUGAGUUAUUUUUUAUAUAUUUUGUUAUUUAUUCUUUUAAUAAUGGAAUUUUUUAAAAAAGUAUUUUGUAACUGAGGAAUUUUGAUAAUUUGAGUUUUCUCCCCAUUGGUCCAGCAGAGAGAAAGGUGUUCUGGUUUUCUUUUUCCCUUUGGUUCCUUUUGUCAGGCCAAUAACAGCAAAUGGAAUUCUGUAUUUAUUAUUAUUUACGUGUAGUGCAGAUGUGUGUGCUCUGGUGUUUCUUGUGUUGCAUUUGUGGAGGUUCUUAUGGAUGAUUCAUGUUGCUGUGAGGGAGUACUGGCCAUGAUCAGUUCUAGGCAGUUGCCUAGACUCACUGGCCAAGCUGCCCAGGACCUUGAUACCCCAAUACUGUGACCCUCCUUCCUCAGGAAACACGUUGGACCCACAGUACUUCGUGGUGUGUUUGGAGGGUGAUUUCUAAUAAAAGUCUAACUGUGCAUAGGUGCUAUGGUCUGUGAGGAGACUGCUACUCUGCUCCUUGUGCUUCAGGGAGGACUGUGUGGGUAGUCAUGGUAAGAAGGCUCUUCCAUUUAAGUCUUUCUCUGGUACCAAUGCGGAUCAGCCAACACUUCUGCUGGACCUGCCUUUCCCCCAAGUGUGGUUCUUCAAGGUCUAACUCACUGCACCCUACCUUUUCCCAUGAGUCAGGCAUGUCCAAGUCAUGUUUUUUCCCCCCCAGGAGUUUUCUCUUAGAGUCAGGAAGAAACAGUCAUUCUGCUUGAGUUGCUAGGUUAGAGGUAUGUAGUGUACCUGUGCUUCCAUACCAUCUUUCUAGCCAUAAGUGGAUAAGAGCUUAGACAUUCUGGAGGGAGGCAGAGGUAAGAACUGGGUUAGAAGUAGAGGAAGAACGAGAUCUCUGAUGACCCCAGAGCUAUUAGAUCUAGCUAUGCCUGAACAGUCUACUCUUGGACUUCCUGUAUAUGAGGCAGUGGGUUCCUUUUAUUUGUUUUAGCUCAUGUGCUUUGGCUUUUUUGCCCUUCAGAGGCACCUUUCCACUGUCACACUUUUGUGACAGGUACAUUUAUAGUUUUUCCAAGUUCAGAUUUGCAUUUAAGGCAAGUAAGAUUCAACCUGACCUCUCUAGAAAUGUUGCCCAGAGUUCUUCUGAUAUAGAGACAGAACCCAUCUUCCCUGAAAAUUUCUUAGAAACUCUGGGCUUUAUUUCCAGCUUCUGCUCCAGUCAGGUAAGGCCCUGGGUGCUGGGGCCACACACCAGUGAACCAUGCAGAAUCUGCAUAACUGUGAGGAAGAACUACUGGGGAUUUCCUUGGCCAAGGGUACACCAUGGAUAGUAGUGGUCUGGGGUUGCAACCUUUCACAUGGACAUAGGUGCUAUGGCAUGGGCCAGGGUGUGGGCAAGCAGAGCAUCUUUGCUGCAAACUGAGCUCAUCUUAGGUUAUAAAAAUUGUGAUGGUCCUUGAUGGAGUAAAAGAGGAGAGGGUGUUCCCAGGACCCCAAUAUGGCUGCCUACAGAGGUAAGUAGCUGAGACUGCGGAAGAAUGAGAUGCCAUGGGAGGAAAGGCCCACAUCUGCCCUCAUGUGAGAAUCACAGCCCUUAUGUUUGGGUCAUUAUCCCUGUUCUAUCACUGCCCAUAGUUUUCUUCCUUUUGAUUUUGAAGGGUUGUUUAGCCUGUCAUAUACUGUUGAAAUAGCACGUCAUGGGAACUGCCCACCCCAGUCUCCAACCUAGAGCUUCUUCAUAAUCAUAUACAGCAUGAACAAAUGGCCUAGGAAACACAAAGGGUUUACUUAAAAAAUCUCCAAAUAAUUCCAAAGAGCUGCAAUGCCAAAAAUCACCAAAGUGUGUGAAAGCAGUUUGUGAAGGGCAGGAGCUCAUACUUAGUGAGUUUUGUUAAAAUCAGAUGACACAUCUGUCUGCUUCUGGUCUUUGUGGAGCUUUCAAGUACUACACAUAACUAAGAACACAAUGUAGGGGGAGGAAGACUCUAGAGGUCACUGUCACAGCUGUAGUGGUUAUGUAUGUAUGGUCACAGAGGACUUUAGAAGUAGGAGACUUGUGGGCAACUGAGCAAAGAACAGUACCUAGUCUCAGGCUCUAAAUGGAGUCCUGGUCUGUCUGAUGCACAACUACCUUUAGCAGCAGCUCCAUCCCAGGGCUGGCCAGGAACUGAGCAGUUGAUGGCCAUGACUAUAUGAUCAAAUCUUCCUUUGGCUUCCCUAAGAUGUGUGGUUGUUAAGAUUUCUAAUGGAGGCCAUGUUUGGGAUCUGGCUGGUGGUUUGUCAUACAGGGAGUUCUUAGAAAGAGAAACUCUAGGGAAGAGAACCCUUUCUUUUUAAAGAGGUUCAAUGUUUGGAGAAUUGUUUGGUGUUAUAGAUCUUUUGGAGUUUUCCACACCCCGUUCUUCUAGUUCCAGGAUUCUGGGAGGAACUAGGAUCCUCAUGUUGGGGCUCCCAAUCCUUAGUGUCUUUCAGAUUAAAGUGCUCAGCUUUUGGGCACUACAAUACCCUGAGCUCUUGAUUGUUAAGUUCACUGAACUCAGCAGGCCUGGACCUAGACAUGGCUCUAUAGGGCAAGCAGUUCUUCCAGCCUCAGGAAGGUGGGGCCAUGGCUAUUUCCAGGGUGUUAGAAAGAUACACAACCCCACAGUUGGCAGUGGCAUGAGAGACUCAACACUAGGAAGAUGCUGUCUCUUGCUUAGAGGGACUGACCAGUCCACUAGUUUGCUGGGUGCUGGAAGGGGAGUUGCCAUAAAGUCACAGCAAAUGUCCUCUAGAAUUCAUUUUGGUGAAUUCCUCCCAUAGUGAAGCCUUUCCUCUCAGCUUGUAAAUAUUCUCUUACUCUUUCAAGAAAAUAAACUUCUAGUUUCUCUACAGGGGAGGGAUCAUUCUCCAGUUGUGGUUGGGACCUGGGGGUCUGCAGCUUCUGAAAACAUUUGCCAAGAUCAUCUUUGUUUGAACACUUGCACAUCUCCAGCAGAAUCUAGUGCUGCCAGUUCUUGGGGUGGGGGUGAUUUAAAGGCUAGAUUUUGUUGGUUCUGAGCUUCCUAUACUCUGGCUAGAAUUCAGCAUUUUGUGGCAUUUGUCUCCCAUUGAAAAGUUUUAUGGCCUCUGAAAACAUUAUUGCCUCCUCUCCCACAUCCCCAUCCCUGAAAAUUUAUGCCUUAAAAGCUGUUAUUUAAGCUGGGUGGUAGUGGCACAUGCCUUAAUCCCAGAAUUUGGGAGGCAGAGGCAGGUGAAUUUUAGUGAGUUCCA
Messenger RNA from Peromyscus leucopus (white-footed mouse), 11821 nucleotides. RefSeq names its product myelin transcription factor 1 (gene Myt1). Gene Ontology annotation, biological process: regulation of transcription by RNA polymerase II. The coding region runs from base 4212 to 7346 and encodes 1044 amino acids. Gene Ontology annotation, cellular component: nucleus. The transcript is spliced from 21 exons. NCBI's taxonomy places the organism in Eukaryota, Metazoa, Chordata, Mammalia, Rodentia, Cricetidae. The record is from RefSeq and is a predicted model, not a curated record. Gene Ontology annotation, molecular function: zinc ion binding; DNA-binding transcription factor activity, RNA polymerase II-specific; RNA polymerase II cis-regulatory region sequence-specific DNA binding.